AUGAUUAGCAUUUCAGUUUGCACUUGUAUUAUUGUUUUAUAUUUAAAUAUCUAUGGAGAAUGUAAGGCAUCAGAUUGGGGAGAUAUGGAAGCAUAUCUGUGGAAAGCAAAUAUGGAGCUCCAGUGGAGUAAUGAUUAUAACUCAAAAACUAAAAGUUAUAAUUACUAUUGCCUAUUACCACUUGUUGAUUAUAAAAACUGGAUACCAGAUGAGCUCCAUUUAAUGCUAAGGAUAAGUGAUAUUUUAUUUGAAUCUUUGUUUUAUGAUCUUAAUCGUAACCCAAAAAAAUUUGAAAAAGAAAUUUCUAAUCAAAUAAUUUUAGAAGCCAAAAGAAUUGGAAUUUCUAAAUUUGAAUUUUUUGAUCUAAAAAGUUCAAAAUUUAAAUGGACAGGUUUAAAUGGCACUCAAAAGUUAACAUUUUUAGAAAAUUUUCAGGCUUCUAAAUUUUACAAUGAUGGAAAAGGAAUAAAAAUAGAAAAUCUAUGGAAGGAAUUUAUUAGAUUAUAUAGGUUAAUAAGAAGGUCUCUUUUAAGCGAUCAUGAAAUAGAUAAUUUUCAAAAUGACACAAAACAAUGGAUUCAAAACUUUUCAGAAAUUUAUCAUAAAGAAGAUGUUUCACCAUAUAUGCAUGUGCUCUCCAUGCAUAUACCACAGUUCAUUAGAGAUUUGAAAAGGCAAGAAUUAUCCUUGCUUCUAUUUUCAUCUUCCAGUGUUGAAAAAAAGAACCAUCAUCAUGUUAAAUUAUUUUACGGUAAAACUUGUAUGGGUGGUGGCCAAAAAAAAAAACAAUCAGUAGUUUAUGAUCUCUUAAAUUUUGAAAAUAGACAACUAUAUUAUUUAAAAUACAACAUUCCUCUUUUGUUUAAGAAAAAGAAUAUUAAAAUAGAUUUAAGUGAAAAUAAUUAG
Messenger RNA from Entrophospora sp. SA101, 906 nucleotides. NCBI's taxonomy places the organism in Eukaryota, Fungi, Glomeromycota, Glomeromycetes, Entrophosporales, Entrophosporaceae. The record is from the annotation of a GenBank genome assembly.